AUGGCAUCACGUCUCAUAUUAUGGCUAGCGCUGUGCGUGGUUCCCUAUGUGAGCGCCUUCAACCUCUACCCUCCAUAUGACCCGACGGCCUUAGCCAAGGUUCUCAACAUUACUACCACUUGUCUCGAGGCAUUAAACGAAACUGUGCCAGAAUGCGAUGAUACGCUCUUCCAUCUGGCGGCCGAAGUCGAUCGCUACUGGUGGGAGGACGACAAUGUUGCCGCACUAUGCAGUGGAAACUGUUCUGUUGCGGCCAAGUACUGGGAUCUUAACGUGGCCGGGGCGUGUGACGAACAGUACCUGCCAGUGUAUGGCAAGAUGAUUCCCGUGAGCUCGGUCUCGGGUCGCUACGUGGACGGUCUGAACCUGGCCUGUUUAGGCUCCACGACCAACGACACUUGGUGUGUGGUCGAGUCGCAGGGGUGGCAGGGCUCUGACGUCUAUCGGCCAGAUUGCGAGGCGGAUCCCACAGAUCCCGCUUGUGCAAACAAUGGGGCCGACGUGCCAUCGUAUCAACGUUUGGCUGAUUUGUAUGAGGAUGAUAUCUUAUGCAACGAUUGUUUCAUCCAGAUGCUGUAUCAGCGGGUGACCAGUCCCUUCCUACCCGUCAGCAACUAUUCCGACUUCCUGGUGGACCAGCUGCAGGAUAUUGGGGACAUCUGUUCGACCACCCUCCCCAAUAUCACCACGCGUGAUGUGCCGACCUACCAGCCGGCUCCGACACCUACGGUGACCCGCAAUGUCACCGCGACUACCUCACCCACUGUUACCCCAACCUGCCUGGGCCAGAUGAUCACCGGUUCAGGCUGUGACACUCUCUCCCUCAAAUUUGGUGUCACCACAGGCGAUCUGCAAGCUUGGUCGCGCAGCGCUACGUGUACCAUUUCCGGCUCUCUUUGCCUUCCGGCCGCCUGUGAGUUGCAACUCGUAACAAGCGGAAGUACAUGCGAAUCUCUUGCUCAAGGAGCGCCGGGAAACAUCACUCUGACCCAAUUCUUCAAGUGGAAUCCCAACAUCAUCGGCCUGUGUGAUCGGCCGACGGUGGGCCAAUAUGUCUGUAUUGGCGCACCUGGCGGUAGCUAUGCACUCGCAGCACCUCCUUUAGGCAGUGACGGUGACGUUGGCAACCAGCAACGCGGGGGGUCCGACGACGGCAGUACCUCCAACAGCACCACUUCAUCCAGCACGCCGAGCAGCACACAGGCAAGCAGCACCAGCGUGGCCGUACCAGGCCCGACACAGACAGGCAUCGAUCCCGCCUGCAACAAAUACGCCAAGGCGCCCGUAGGGGGCAACUGCAUUGACUUUGCUUCAGACAACGGCAUCACCCCAGCGCAGCUAUACGCGUGGAACACCGUCUUAGGCCAGAAUGGUGCAUCAUGCAGCACCCUUUUCUGGGGAAAUGAGUACUACUGUGUUGGUGUGGCGGGGGACAGCAGUAGCGGAUCGACAACCACUACUUCGCCGUCGACGACGUCUGUUACCGCACCAGGCCCGACGCAGUCCGGGAUCGUGAGUACCUGUAAUAGCUUCGCUGAGCCAGCGGCCCAACAGGGCUGCUAUGACUUUGCCCAGGCGCACGGCAUCACGCUGGCCCAGCUGUGUUCUUGGAAUUCCGUCUUGGGGAGUGAUUGCGGGAACUGCGGCUCGUCAUUCUGGGGUGGGACAUACUACUGCGUGAGAGUCAGUAGCUGA
Molecule: messenger RNA, 1695 nt
Organism: Aspergillus viridinutans
Lineage: Eukaryota; Fungi; Ascomycota; Eurotiomycetes; Eurotiales; Aspergillaceae
Exons: 5
Coding region: 1-1695 (564 amino acids)
Source: RefSeq, a predicted model, not a curated record